Molecule: messenger RNA, 4952 nt
Organism: Nothobranchius furzeri (turquoise killifish)
Lineage: Eukaryota; Metazoa; Chordata; Actinopteri; Cyprinodontiformes; Nothobranchiidae
Gene: hoxa13b
Product: homeobox A13b
Biological process (GO): regulation of transcription by RNA polymerase II
Molecular function (GO): DNA-binding transcription factor activity, RNA polymerase II-specific; RNA polymerase II cis-regulatory region sequence-specific DNA binding
Source: RefSeq, a predicted model, not a curated record
GUCUGCUAAAUCAAUACGGAGCUAAUCCUUGGAAUAUCCCUAGCUAAAUUUUCCAUUCUCAAUGCUGUCUCAGUGGCCUAGUGGUAGAGUGUCUGCCCUGAGCCUGAGAGAUCAGGGUUCAAAUCCUGGUUGGGUCAUGGACUAGAAAUGGUGUGUGACUCAGUGACUCUCUGCUUGACACUCAGCUUUAAAGGUGCAGUAUGUAACAAUAUAGUAAGAGUUUAACAGAAAAUCCCAAAAGAGUCUCUUGUUCCAACCAUUUGGAAAGGAAGGGUAUACUGAAACACGUUUCAUAUCCAGCUGGCUGCAGGGGUUGUCCGUUUUUCUUCCAGAACAAAGGAAGGAGGGACGUAACUGUUUACCCUCAGUGAGUGCGGGGGUGCCGUGUCUCCUGAAAGUUGAUGCUGCAGCGCCGACAAUUGUCAUUUGAUGACGGCCAGCAAGAAGCUCUGGAGUUGUUUAAGGUGGUUGCAGUAACCAGGUUUUACCACAGGACUUAAUUUCUACAUAAUGCACCUUUAAGGGGUUGGAUUGGGGGUUAAACCAAAUGGUUCCCAGGCACAGCUGCUGCAGCUCGCCACAGGGAGGGGUCAAAUGAGAGGAAAUUCCACCAGGUGUGGCGAUGACUGACGGGACUUUAACUAAUUUCUCUGAGUUGAUCGAGGACUCCCUCUGAGAACCUAUCAGGUGUUUGCAUCUUUUAACAAUUUAAAUUGCUGUUUGGAGGAAACCGCUGGUUGCAGAGUAACAUCUGUACUAUGUGUUUCUUUGCAGAUUUAAAUAUUUUUAAAUACUCAUACAGGCCACUUCAAAUUAGGGCUCCAUCCCUCUUCUUCCUCCCCCUCCACGGCAGGAGCCGGCAUGUUUCUGAUCUGAGAGGCCAAGGUGCCACAGGUCAUGCGAUCACAAGACGAAGUCAUAAAAAGUCCAUUAAGCACUGUAGGCAAAGAGCUGUGCUGUCAUCUGUGAUAGGUACCGCAAACAGAGCUGCACUUUGGUCUCAGGCCUCCAGCAGACUGCGACACACACACUACACACACACACACCAUCCUCUAUAUCGCCUACAUGUCGACUCGAAGCCGCUUCGCUUUUUAAUCAGCUUUACGCCCAGCAGCCAUUGUGGGUUUUUAUUUGCAAACAUAAGUUGUUUUAAUGCCUUGUUGACUUUUGCAUCAACACGGUUUGUUCUCCCAGACGAGAGUCACGUUCUGGAAUUAGAUGGUAAAUUGCGUUAAAAUCUUAUUUUUACUUCUUAGGGCUUUGUCUGCAGAAAUAAGACAGACAACAACAGUGUGGUCCUCUGUGGCCGAGGUGUUGGUUCGUUUUUCUGCUGUUGGAACAAACUCACCCACACGUUUAUUCUGUGUGCUGGUUAAAUGAAGGAAAAUGAAGAUGCAGUUUAAUACGUGAAAAAACGUCCCAAACCCUAGGAAAACAGCGUAUUGAGAGAAUAAUGCAUCUAUUAUUAAUUAAGAACUAGAUGUUUAGCUAUUGCCUUUAUUUUAAAUGGGGAUGCUUUUCUUUUUGUGUUUAAAUGUUGAUUUAAGCUCAUCAACUGAGUAAAUUAAUAACUUUAUUUGUUUUACAGCAACAUGUGCAUUCAUGAAUAUUUACAAUGUAAAUGCACCCAGUUACAGCCAAAGGGCUCGUUCUCUUCCCUGAAGGCACGUGGCAAAUAUUCGUUAUAGCCCAACUCACCAUGUAGAAAGGGAGAGUCAGUAUCAUUCAUGGUUCUCUGGUUCUAAAAGUUCAAUAUCCAUAAAAUAAUUAAUCUCCAACAUGGCUACAGUUUUGAUUUCAUCAUAUAUCGGAUUAUUUUCAGGGUGUUUCGGUGGUUUUUGCAGUUUGUGGUAAAAUCAGGAAACUGUGCGUUGGUUUAAUUUCUGAGGUGAUUCCUGAACAACUGAACAUGGAAUGAUAUUUCUAAAUAAGUAAUAAAAAUAAACGAUUGUUUUUAAUGUGAUUGUUUAUGUAAAUAUGAAAUAAAAGUAUUUUAACGUUCAGUAUUUGUGCCUGUAAUGUAAUGUAAUAUAAUAUAAUAUAGUAUAAUAGUAUUGAUUGAUUAAAUGUGAUGUAAAGUGAAUAUUUUUAUAACCACGUUUAUGGUUCUUAUUUUUUAUCACGAGCUGCAUGAAGUUAGAGAAAAGUGCGUCUUUAUUCCAUCUUCUGUUUAAAUAUAGAUUGUUUUAGAGCUAGAAAUGAAAAUCCGAUUUGAGGUCGUUAAUUGCGUUUGAUUAGAAUAAAAAAAGCGAAGCCAGACAAAACACUUUAUGCCUUUUAUUUCUUCUCCUCAAAGCCAGGCUUCCGAACGUUAUUGCCUACAACUUGGGCCAUAAAGAUUUACAGCCUCAAAAGGUGGGAAAACUCUAUUGAAAUAUAAAAGGUGCUCAACUUUAUUUGGGGAGCUGUAUACAUUCGUCGGGCUCAGCGGUGUGGAGUUUAAAUAAAGUCACGUGGCACAAAAUCUGAGUUUGAAACUCUUUUCUUUGUUCUUGUCUCCUGAAGAUGACUUUCGUUGGUUUGAAAAACAGCCGGCCGCGUUUUAUGGUGAUAAUCUGUUUUCAGGCUCAGUUUAGCGUCGAUCUGAUGAGUCGUUUUUAAAUCUGACGCGUGAAGGAGGACGGGACCAUUUUACACAUUUUAUUCGUUCCGUCGUUUAGGACUCUUUUCUUUUGCUCGGACAACGACUUUCAACUUGACCUUAGCCCGCAGCCGCGUGUCCGACGCGCAGGAUGAAGAGCGCACACGAUAAUGGCGCUAUCUGGACAAUGAUCUCGUGUCUGCGCCUGCCUCAGGGCUGAUGUCAUUGAGGGCCGGAAGAUUUUAUUGUUUUGUUUCUGCACAAAACCUGGAUAAUUAUUUGUUUCUGCGUAAAAUACAUGUGCGUAAAAACGACAUUCAAUGAUAGACACGUUACUGAUUUAAUGUGAUGCAAGUUUCACUUUUGACUAAAAGAUUUAAAAGACCCGAUAUCUUCCCUAAAAUAAACAUAUAAAGGUUAUAUCGUGAUUUUAUGAAACACUUGUUGCUUUUCUUUUAGUCGAAGGUUUCCCAAAAUCCAAAUAUUUGCGCGAAAGUUCAAGAGAAAAUAACUUGCUCGGUGAUUUGAUAAAAUGAGCAAAAUGGAAAAAAUAAAAUAAAUAUGUUACAUCAGAAUCGUCUUCUCCCAUUUCAGAUUAGAUAGCGGAGACGAAUAUCUUCAUCCAAGUCUAGGUCUCGCUGUCUUCUUUGCAUAUCACGUGUUUGGCCCCGGCCAAUAACCUCACGAUCUCGAAGUACUCGGUGGUGUUGGUACCGUUACUCUGCCCGAGUCCCAGUCUGGGCUCAGUCGAGGGGAUUUAAAAAAAAGAGCUGGUCCUCUCGAUGUGGGACAUGCUAUGACCGCCUCGCUACUGCUCCACUCGCACUGGAUCGACCCAGUGAUGUUUCUCUACGACAGCGCUUUGGAGGACAGGAACAAAAACAUGGAGGGGUUCUCUGGGGGCAACGUUGCAGCGAACCAGUGCAGGAAUCUGUUAGCGCAUCCGACCUCUCUGGCUCCCAGCACCACCUACGCAGCAAGUGAUGUGCCAGUCUCCGGCGUGGGGGAGCCUGGGAAGCAGUGCAGCCCCUGUUCGGCCACCCAGAGCUCCCCCAACGCAUCGUUGCCUUAUGGAUACUUUGGCAGCAGUUAUUACCCAUGUCGGAUGUCCCACGGUGGCGUUAAAGCCUGCCCACAGACCUCCGGCUACGGUGAGAAAUAUGUGGACGCGUCGGUCUCCGGUGAGGAGUUCUCAACCCGAGCUAAGGAGUUCGCGUUUUACCAGAGUUAUUCUUCGAGUCCCUACCAAGCCAGUUACCUGGACGUGCCUGUGGUACCUGCGCUGAGUGCUCCAUCCGAACCGAGGCACGAGCCUCUGCUGCCCAUGGAGCCCUACCAGCCCUGGGCCAUCACCAACGGCUGGAGUGGACAGGUUUACUGCGCCAAGGAGCAGCCGCAGUCCAAUCCUCUGUGGAAAUCUUCACUACAAGACUCCAUAACUGGGGGAGACUCCUCGGGCCGCCGUGGGAGGAAGAAGCGCGUGCCUUACACCAAGGUGCAGCUCAAAGAACUGGAGCGAGAGUAUGCCGCCAAUAAAUUCAUCACCAAGGACAAAAGGAGACGGAUAUCAGCGCAGACAAAUCUGACUGAGAGACAAGUGACAAUCUGGUUUCAGAACAGGCGCGUGAAGGAAAAAAAGAUUGUCAAUAAAUUCAAGAGUUCCAGUUAGCUCCAGAUAUCCCAAAAUAUGACAAAUAAAAUAUAAUUUAUUCUGUUUUUAACGGGUUUGGCUGUCGCCAGUGCGGCUGUGUUCUGAACAUUCCCCUUUCCUCACGUUUUAAUUGGAACCAGUCCACAUGGCCUGCUGACAGAAGAUCGGAAGUGGUUUGGAUUUUAUUCUGCGUGGGAAGUUUUCACCAAGACUCAGUCCCCAAAGAGGCCACGAUCUGUCCACUAAUGCGCAUUUUCUGUUCGAUAUAGAAAUAACAUUUUAUUUAAUUAAUUAUUCAAGAACACGUAUAUAUUGUUGUUGUAAUGCUGCAGCAAACAUUCCCGUUUCCAAUAAUGAAAUAAUAAGAAGUAAUUUUAAUCAGAUCGUGUUUAACGAGGAACCUGUUUUCCUAAUUCUGAAAUCUUUAAAACCAGUUUACAUCGAUUAUUUAUCCCGUUUAUUUGUUGUGUAAUAAAACAUUAUCAAACUUUCUCCUCAUCGCUGUCUUUCUGUGCGAAAGGGUCAUGUUUUAUUUGUUUACAGAAAAUCGUGUUUUCCUGCUUGAGGAUAAUAUAUAUAAAAUAUUUUAGACACAUUUAAAGUAAAUAUUGAGUUUAACAAACCACAUCCGCUGUUUUCUCACUGCAACCCCACUCUUUCUAACAAUAAAACUUUGGGAGACGCCGAGUCCUUUUGUUACUAAGAUUUACUUAUAAUUGU